UACAGUACUGUGUUAAAUUUUUAUGCAAGUGCUGUCCUUUCAAAUUUUUCUUUAAAUAUUUGCCAAUUCACUGCUGAACACCAGAGCCCAUCACAUCCUGUGCUGAAGGGGUUAAUCGUGUAGAGGAUGCAUCCUUCGGUUGGAAAGGUUGCCUUAAAAAUCGAGGUGAAGAGUCUUGCUCCAUUUUCCUAAUGAUGUUUGACAAGAUGAUGGCCUCAAACCAGCCCCUGGCAUACGCAGCGUUCAGGUGGAUUUUUAUUUCCCCUUCUACUGGUGAACAGGCCGAAGGGAAGUGUACUGCAGAGAACCCGAUGACUAGCUUGGUCACCUUGUCCUCCACGGACUGUUACAUCGUGCACGAGAUCUACAACGGAGAGAAUGCUCAGGACCAGUUUGAGUAUGAGCUGGAGCAGGCCCUGGAAGCCCAGUACAAAUACAUCGUGAUAGAGCCCACGCGCAUCGGCGACGAGACGGCCCGCUGGAUCACUGUUGGGAACUGCCUGCACAAGACGGCCGUGUUAGCGGGCACCACCUGUCUCUUCACCCCUUUGGCGCUUCCAGUAGAUUAUUCCCACUACAUCUCGCUGCCUGCUGGUGUGCUGAGCAUGGCUUGCUGCACCCUUUAUGGUAUCUCCUGGCAGUUUGAUCCUUGCUGCAAGUACCAAGUAGAGUACGAUGCCUAUAAACUUUCCCGCCUGCCCCUGCAUACGCUCACCUCCUCCACGCCGGUGGUGCUGGUGAGGAAGGACGACCUGCACAGAAAGAGACUGCAUAACACGAUAGCACUCGCUGCCCUGGUGUACUGUGUAAAGAAGAUCUAUGAACUCUACGCUGUAUGACUUCAGCGGGGAAGAGAGAAACCCACAAAGACAAGUGUAUUAAGACUCCCACAGUAACGUUUUGUUUUUCCUCUUUGAGAAGCAGUGGAGACUGGGAAGGAGUUGGUUUAAUAGAGCUGUUAUUUUUAAAAUAACACAUCACAGGUGCACCAAGGUUUUUCAGUUCUUCAUUACACUUAAAAUGUGGAUGUGCGGUGACUUGCGAGAGCUGUAUGUUGGGCCAUGGGAGUCUAAUCCAGCAGUGGAAAGUCAGUGAAAGAAAGCAAGCUAUAUAAAGAAAGGGGGGGGAGGGGCGAGAGCUUUUUUUUUUUUUCUUUUUUGGAAACAUUUAAGUAUAUUGUUUAAUUGUAUUACACAGAACCAGCCAGAAGUUAUCAUUGACCAUUAAAGGAUGAGAAUUUCAAAUA
Molecule: messenger RNA, 1246 nt
Organism: Dromaius novaehollandiae (emu)
Lineage: Eukaryota; Metazoa; Chordata; Aves; Casuariiformes; Dromaiidae
Gene: TMEM11
Product: transmembrane protein 11
Exons: 2
Coding region: 192-839 (215 amino acids)
Biological process (GO): inner mitochondrial membrane organization
Cellular component (GO): mitochondrial inner membrane
Source: RefSeq, a predicted model, not a curated record